Molecule: messenger RNA, 1260 nt
Organism: Cokeromyces recurvatus
Lineage: Eukaryota; Fungi; Mucoromycota; Mucoromycetes; Mucorales; Mucoraceae
Exons: 7
Coding region: 40-1176 (378 amino acids)
Biological process (GO): proteolysis
Molecular function (GO): metalloexopeptidase activity
Source: RefSeq, a predicted model, not a curated record
UUUCUUUUUUUUUUUUUGUCUUAAUUUUCAAUUAAUAAUAUGAAGCUUACGUCUUUAUCUUUAUUAUCAAUUUCAGCACUCUCUGCUUUUGUUAAAGCUGGUCCUUUAGCUGCUUUUGAUCAGUUAAGAAUAUUUGAUUCUUCUAAGCCUGAACUUCGUCUUAUUCAGUAUAGUGAAGAUUCCCCAGCUAAAUGGAUGACUGAGUCUGAUAAAGAAGCUUUGUUUCGUGCAGGUGUAAAGUACAUGGACAUUACAGAACAUCCUACUACUUCUUCUUCUGUUAACCUUCUUUGGCAACCAUAUAUUCCCACCAAAGCAAAGUAUCAAGAUGAGAUUGCUCCAUUUAUUGGAAACUUAACAACUGACUUAAUGAAAGAAGUGUUGAACGAGUUUACUUCUUUCCGUAAUCGUUAUUAUAAAUCCACUUAUGGGGCCAAAUCUUGUCGUUGGUUGAUACAACAAAUUCGAGAUGUUGCAGAGGGAUUUGAUCAUGUCUCUGUAAAAGAAUUUGAACAUUCCUGGAAUCAAUUUUCUAUUGUUGCUCGAUUUGAAGGCUCAAAUAAAGAACUUCAAAACGAAGUUGUUAUUGUAGGUGCUCAUCAAGAUUCUGUUAAUAUGUGGUUACCUAGUUUUGGUCGCUCACCUGGUGCUGAUGAUGAUGGCAGUGGUACUGUUACGAUUCUUGAGGCAUUCCGCAGCUUAGUUCAUAACGGUUUCAAGCCUGAAAGACCCGUUGAAUUCCAUUGGUAUAGUGGUGAAGAAGCCGGCUUAUUAGGCAGUCAAGAUAUUUCAAAUGCAUAUAAACAGGAGGGUAAAAAUGUAGUGGCCAUGUUGCAAAAUGAUAUGACAGGAUAUAUUGGUGCUAAUGGUGAAGUUAUUGGUAUUGUUACCGAUCAUGUUGACGAAAAGUUAACGGAUUUCUUAAAGGAAUUGGUUGAUAAUUAUGCUGAUAUUCCUUAUGUCCUUACUCAAUGUGGUUAUGCUUGUAGUGAUCAUGCUUCAUGGCGUAAACUUGGAUAUCCUUCUGCAUUUACUAUUGAAAGUGCCUUUGAUGAUUCUAAUCACUAUAUUCAUACUACAGGCGAUACAGUUGAUAAGCUCUCAUUUGAUCAUAUGAAAGAAUUUUCAAAGGUUGCCGUUGGGUUUGCUGUUGAAUUGUCUCAUAAACGUGACUAAUGGAUAAAUAAAAAUAAAAAAAAAGGGUUAUUUGUAUUUUACCUUUGUUUGCAAUAAAUUCAGGGACAGCAGCAGUAACUUUUU